Contarinia nasturtii (swede midge) is the source of this 1670-nucleotide messenger RNA. It is a transcript of the gene Rbbp5, whose product is annotated as retinoblastoma-binding protein 5 homolog. Gene Ontology annotation, cellular component: Set1C/COMPASS complex. The record is from RefSeq and is a predicted model, not a curated record. NCBI's taxonomy places the organism in Eukaryota, Metazoa, Arthropoda, Insecta, Diptera, Cecidomyiidae. The coding region runs from base 60 to 1532 and encodes 490 amino acids. The transcript is spliced from 7 exons. Gene Ontology annotation, molecular function: protein binding.
AAUAUUUAGAUAUCGUAUUGUUUGUUUCUAUCGAGAAUUUGUUUGCUGCAAAAGCCGAAAUGAAUUUGGAAUUAUUGGAAUCGUUUGGACAGAAUUAUCCUGAAGAAUUUGAUGGUUCGCUCGAUUGUAUAUCGUUGGCGGUGACAUGUUCGUUCAAUAAAUACGGCACACUAUUGGCUGUUGGUUGCAACGAUGGUCGAAUUGUUGUUUGGGAUUUUCUAACGCGUGGAAUUGCAAAAAUCAUAUCGGCACAUGUGCAUCCUGUUUGCAGUAUAGGCUGGUCUCGGAAUGGGCACAAACUAAUUUCAGCAUCAACCGACAAUAAUGUGUGUAUUUGGGACAUUUUGUCUGGUGAUUGUGAGCAAAAAUUUCGAUUUCCAUCGCCCGUUCUGAAAGUACAAUUCGAUCCGAGAAACGAUCAACGAUGUCUUGUUUGUCCGAUGCGUUAUGCCGCCGUUUUAGUCGACAUCAAUGGAACGCAUAAAUGCUUACCGUACGACAGUGAUGGAGAUUUGAAUAUAAUUGCAUCAUUCGAUCGGCGCGGAAAAUACAUUUAUACGGGAAAUGCGAAAGGAAAGAUUUUGGUAUUAAAUUCACAUACAUUGAAAAUUGAGGCGAGCUUUAAAAUCGUUGUGGGUACAUCGAGUGCAACAGCAGUUAAAAGUAUUGAAUUUGCCCGGCGAAGCGAUUCAUUUCUAAUAAACACAUCGGAUCGUAUAAUUCGUGUGUAUGAUGCAAAAGAGGUGAUUGCAUGUGGCAGAGAUGGUGAACCGGAGCCGAUACAAAAAUUACAAGAUUUGGUCAACAAAACGACUUGGAAGAAGUGUUGUUUUUCGGGCGACGGUGAAUAUGUGUGCGCCGGCAGUGCACGACAACAUGCGUUAUAUGUGUGGGAAAAAUCGGUUGGAAAUUUAGUGAAAAUUUUGCAUGGUACAAAAGGUGAAUUAUUGCUUGAUGUUGUGUGGCAUCCGGUGCGACCGAUAAUAACAAGUAUUAGUUCGGGUUUGGUAUCGAUUUGGGCACAAAAUCAAGUAGAAAAUUGGUCAGCAUUUGCGCCCGAUUUUAAAGAGCUCGAUGAAAAUGUGGAAUACGAAGAGCGUGAAUCUGAAUUUGAUAUUGAAGAUGAAGAUAAGUCGGUUGAUUUAUCGGCCGAAGCAAAACAAGACGAAGAAAUUGAAGUGGAUGUUGUGAAAGUUGAUCCGAUCGCUGCAUUUUGCAGUUCUGACGAAGAAUACGAAGAAGAUGCGGGUCUACAAUUUUUACCAAUGGCACCCGAAGUUGAAGAUCCGGAAGAUGGUUGGAAUCAAGAAAAUGCAAAUGGUCAAGAGAAAAAUACAUCUAAAGACGCCGAUGAACCCAUGGACACCGACGAUUUAUCAUCACAGAGUGGUAUUCGCAAAAAAGUCACUACAUACGAUAUCUCAUUAGAAGCACCACCAAAAGAUGAAAUCCAUCCGCUGCUAUUAAGUCGAAGUAAUAAAGACAAGCAAGGACAAAUGGCAAAGAAAGCGGCCGGACGACCACGAAAGUAGCACAUUUCCAAAAUUUAUAAUUAAGCAGUGAAUGAAACGCUUCGGAGGGAAGAAAAUGGUUUGAUUGAAUUUUUUUCCGAGUAAUUGAAUAAAUUACAGCCUCAAAUAUUACAAAACAAAUGAGAAAAUAAACUGUUC